Messenger RNA from Cannabis sativa, 3344 nucleotides. RefSeq lists its product as uncharacterized. The record is from RefSeq and is a predicted model, not a curated record. NCBI's taxonomy places the organism in Eukaryota, Viridiplantae, Streptophyta, Magnoliopsida, Rosales, Cannabaceae. The transcript has 3 exons. The coding region runs from base 108 to 377 and encodes 89 amino acids.
UGUGUGUGUCGAAUCUUGGUCGUGCCGAUUGGUGUGUCAAAAAAGUCCUGUUUUGGUAAAAGAGUCUAAAGACGUUUUCUUUCCGUAGAAACGUGAAGAAAUCAUCAAUGGAGGUUGUGUCGUCCUCUUCUGAGUUUUCUCUUUCCUCUCUCAACAUUUUCCUUCUACGCCCACUUCUCGCUAUUGCAUUUGUUCUUUCCUUGAUUAUUCUCGGGUGGUUCUUGGCAUGGAAGCUAGUUCUGGUUCACGUUCCAUUGGUACAAGAAAUUUUCGGUCUACGAAAGAAAACCUUCAAACCAAAACCCAAAACAACUGGUCGCUUUUCAAAGAUUUACAGUAAUAUUGAGUCUGAAGCCCUUAAAUCUUCAUCUUCCUAAUCGUAUAAUAAUUAUUUCGUUAUAUUAAUUGCGAAUUUCAUUAGCGUUUUAUUUCACAUAUUCAAUGAUGGGGUUUGGUCAAGAGCGACAGAAGUCAAUUGCUCCCAUGAAUUGCAGAAUGUUCCAUAUGAUCCGAAAAUAUGUUUCUUUGGAUGUGUUGGACUAAGCAUCAGCAGGCUCUGACAUUGUUGAUACUGACAAUCAGGUUUGAUUUCACUUUAAACCAUGGGCUUCACUUUCCAUGAUUCAAAUUUAAUUUUGACCCUGUAACCCAAUCCAAUAUAUGUAUUUCAUUCUUGUAAUAUAUGUUUCUAUUUCUCUCUUAUUUGGAUUUAGUAACAGAGCUUGAAUUGUAUCUCUUUCUCUGUCAUUAGAUUCGGUAUGCUAGUCAGUUGUGUAUUAUAUUAUAUACAAAAGUCAAAUGGGAUGGUUGUGUAAUUGUUGCAAUUGCAGAGUCUUUAAACUUGAAAGAAAGCCAUUUAUAAAGUUGGAGAUUAUUAGGUGAUGAUAUCAAUUAUUGAGUUUGGAACUUUUAUGCAUUCUCAUUGUGAAUUUGUGAGGUAGGCAGUAUAUAUUAUAUGAUAUUGGGCCAAAAAUAUUGUAUCAAUUAUCAAAUCAAUGGCCUGAUACCUUUGCUUUCACUUUUGUAUAGUUUAAACACAUUUAAAUUUCAUUAGGUAUAAUCUACCUCUGAAAAUCCCAUAAAAUUUAGCUUGAUCACCUCAAACCCCCACCAAGAAACCUUACUAGAGAUCACUCUGCAGCUUCUGUAUAAUUUAAGUAUAUACAUUGCAUUUGUAUAUGCCUUUAGGCAAACCAAUGUUAUCAGAGUUCAGUGUGGACGAUAUCAUUCUGAUUGAUCGGUGGAAGGUUCUUGUCAUCAUGACUGCUAAGGCAGUCAGCUGAAGGGUGAAUAUUCCCGUAUCCAAAGCCUUGAGCAGAGUUGCAAUAGGUCUCGACUGUCCCGUCUUUCUUCUCUAAGUUAACAUUCCUCAGAACUAUGUUGCUGCAUGGGACUGUAUCGCUGCAAGCAAAUUUCAUGGCCUUUUUGCUCGUUGUGGUUCCGCUUAUAUUCUUGUAGAUGAUCUUGCUUAUGCUCACUGCAGAAGUCUGGCAAAUCAAGUAAAUAAAAGACAGCUCGAGUGUUGUUAUAAGAAUUUGAAAUGCAUAGUAUGGUAAAAACAAGAAACUUGGAGGAGGGAGGGGUCCGGGGUACCUACCUGGUUUUCGCAACUUUUUGGAGAAUCACAGUAGAACUGAUCAAUAAUAAUGGGGUUGGCUACAUCUAUCAUCUUCACAUUUUGGAAACGUACAGCUUGAACAUAACCAGAACCUCCCUGCACAUAAAACCCCACAAAGAAAGGAACAAACACAUAUAAGAGAUUUUGUUUCUCUCAAUUUCUUUGAGAACUCAUAGGUGUUACUGUAAGAGAAUGUACCUGCCAAGUCUUGAUCCUGAGACCAUUAGUAGUUUCCUUGAGGACUGCCGUAUCCAAGACCACUCGAGUAACUAUGCCUAUGGAAUUGUCCUUUCCAAGACUUCCAAUGCUUUGUAGUAGAGUUUUAAUUUGCACCAAAAGAAAAAAGAAGUUUUAGAAUUACUUAUUUACACUGUCCAUGAUCAUGACUGAUCAUUGUUCUUGAUUUUUAGAAAUCAAAUGUCUAAGAAGGAUUGAAAAAAGUGUAACUCAAGGGUUGAUGAUACCUUAUCCCAUGUCCUGGUCCACAAUAAAUUCUCUUCAUCUUGAUGUUGGAGCUAGCAUUGACAAUUGAGACACAAUCAUCCCCUGAAAUCAAAUUCCAAUAAAAACCCCGUAGAAAACACACUUAGGAUAUGUGUAAUGAAAUUUAAUUAAACCUGUUCCGAUUCUGCUGUCUUGUAGAACCACAUUAGUUGAUUGAGUGAUAUGUAUUCCAUCAGUGUUGGGACUGUCUCCUGGAGCUGUAACUUUUACACCAGUAAUUCGGACAACAUUGGACCGAGCAAUGACAAAAUUCAUCUGUUGGCUGUUCUGUAUGGAUGCUGCCCACCAUUUGCUACCCGAGCCAUCAAUAACUCCCUGCCCUUGGAAUAUGACUCCCUCAAGUUUGGUGAAAUCAAGCCAUUGCCGCGCAAACUUUGGAUUCCAGUUCUUUGGCUCAUCUGGUGCCACAAUUGUUCCAUCAAUCUGCAGAGUAGUAUAACAAGUCAUUGUCACCACCACAACUGUGAGAAUAAGAAACAGGAGAAUGGUUGCAAAGACUUCAUAUCAUAGUCUGUGUUGAGAUCAUUACAGGUGAUUUUACCUGGAUAACUAACUUUUCUGCACAUGGCCCUUGAAAUUUCGUUGCAUUGACAAGAUAACGGCGAUCUUGAGGUACUAAAAGAACCGCACUUGAUGUUGAGCAGGCGGUAUCCCAAGCCUUUUGGAAAGCCUAAUUCAAUCACCCAAUAUAGAAGAAUAAAUAUAAAUGAUUCUUUAUAAUGAAUAAUGACACUUUGGACAUCAUCCAGUAUCUUCUCACCAGUCUUCUUAGACUACUUAGCAGUUAAGUGCAUUUGGUUAUAUAAAACAAAAUAUGAAAAGUACAGUUAGUUAUACAAUGUGUUGUUGUUCAGCAUCACCUGUGUAUCAUCAGCAACGCCGUCUCCAACUGCGCCAAAGCUAUCUACAUUCACAAGAAUCUUGCUACCACGAACGCUUGUCCACGAAGGGAUAUCAAAGAAAUCGAAAUCGUUUUCUUCCUCAAUUAUGUCCCGGCUUUCUAGCUCAUCAUCAAACAUGGCAAUAUUGUCAUUAUGCAGCAGCAUGUUCCCAGCAGCAACUGUUAUCAUUAACAAAGAAAGAAAAGAAAGAUUAAAUAAAUUAUCCAUGAUGCUUUGUUGGUAGAUUAGUUUUGAUUAUUGAUUUGUAUAAAAUUCCAAUAAUGAAACAACAAUGUGCUAUAAUUUAUAUGCAUAUGAUGCAUAUUAAUUACUUUUGGAAA